Gymnodraco acuticeps is the source of this 3336-nucleotide messenger RNA. Its product is annotated as cytochrome P450 1A1. The coding region runs from base 134 to 1723 and encodes 529 amino acids. NCBI's taxonomy places the organism in Eukaryota, Metazoa, Chordata, Actinopteri, Perciformes, Bathydraconidae. The transcript has 8 exons. Gene Ontology annotation, molecular function: iron ion binding; oxidoreductase activity, acting on paired donors, with incorporation or reduction of molecular oxygen, reduced flavin or flavoprotein as one donor, and incorporation of one atom of oxygen; heme binding. The record is from RefSeq and is a predicted model, not a curated record. Gene Ontology annotation, biological process: progesterone metabolic process; hormone biosynthetic process.
ACCAGACCUCGAACCUCUGCCUGCUGAGUAUCUAGAUCUCUGGUAUCUGUUUUCCAGCUAUCCACUUUUUUAACACCUGGAGGAAACUGCAUCCCUCCCCCUCUCUAUUAGUAUUUGAAGCUUUUCUGGCAAGAUGAGACAGACGUUUGGGACACCGCCCAUCAAAGAGAACCUUUGUGCCUCUCUGUCUAGUGUCACUGUUGCUCUGUGUCUUAUCACUCUCCUCCUGAUGGCCAUCAGGGGCCGAAAGAGCCAUCGCAAAUCCCAAUUGGACCACACAAAAUAUCUUCCUCUUCCUGGCCCUACACCAUGGCCCCUUGUUGGCAAUCUGCUACAGAUGGGGGACCAGAUUCAUCUUUCUCUAACCCACUUGAGGCUCCAGUACGGCGAUGUUUUCAAGAUACGUCUGGGCUCUUUGACCAUUGUUGUCCUGAGUGGAUACAGCACCAUCAGACAGGCGCUGGUUCGGCAGGGAGAAGCUUUUGCCGGAAGGCCUGACCUGUUCACCUUUUCUGCCGUGGCCAAUGGGACCAGCAUGACCUUCAGUGAGAAGUACGGACCGGCCUGGAUGCUCCAUAAGAAGCUGUGUAAGAACGCCCUCAGGUCUUUCUCCCAGGCUGAGCCCAGAGGGUUUGGGGCCAGCUGCCUGUUGGAGGAGCAAGUCUGUGCGGAGGCAGCUGAGAUGGUGAAGGUGAUUCGGGAACAGGCUGCUGCCAAAGGAGACCAAGAAAAGACGGGUAUAGAUCCGGUGAGGCCCCUGGUAACCUCAGUGGCAAAUGUUGUCUGUGCCCUCUGUUUUGGGAAAAGGUACGACUACAACGACAAGGAGUUCCUCACAAUGGUUCACAUCAACAACGAGGUCCUGAGGAUCUUUGCUGCGGGGAACCUGGCAGAUUUCUUCCCAGUAUUUCGCUACUUUCCUAGUCCAUCUCUUAGGAAGAUGGUCCAGCACAUUCGAAGGAUGAAUGGAUUUAUGGAGCGGAGCAUUGAGGAACACAUCGACACCUUUGAUAAUAAGUAUAUCCGGGACAUUACAGAUUCUCUGAUUGAACUGUGUGAAGACAGAGAAGAAAAUAAGGAUUCCUCUUUGCUCUCCAACUCUCAGAUCAUUCACACCGUCAUAGACAUCUUCGGAGCAGGAUUUGACACCAUCAUUGCGGGUUUACAGUGGAGCCUGUUGUACCUGAUUAAGUUUCCAGACAUCCAAGACAGAGUACACCAGGAGAUAGACAACCACAUUGGCACAGCCAGACUGCCCAGGUUUUCAGAUAAGCCCAAGAUGCCUUUCACAGAGGCGUUCAUAUAUGAAGUGUAUCGCUAUGCUUCAUACGUCCCUUUCACAAUCCCUCACUGUACCACGAGAAACGUCAGUCUGAAUGGUUACUUCAUCCCCAAAGAUACAUGUGUCUUCAUUAACCAGUACCAAGUCAAUCAUGAUGUAGAUCUUUGGGCUGACCCGGACACAUUUCGCCCUGAUCGCUUCCUGGGUCCCUCGGGACUCCUCAACAAGGAGCUGACGGAGAAGGUUCUCAUCUUUGGGAUGGGGAAGAGACGCUGCCUCGGUGAUGGUUUUGCGCGUUUGGAGAUGUUUAUCUUUAUCACCACGCUGCUCCACGGGCUGCGGCUUGAAAAUGUUCCCGGACAGGAGCUGGAUCUCAGCACUGAUUUUGGACUGACUAUGAAGCCGCGUUCGUACAGGAUUACCAUCUCCUCGAGGUUUUAGACCAAAUGAUCCUCUGUGUGGAUGUUCCUGAAUGUCACAAAAUCUGAUUAUUAUCGCAUCAAGCCACUAUAUUUGGUAAUAACUCCACAGAGAUACACUCUCUUAUAUUAUUGUUCACAUACUGCAUUUUCUGUCUUUAUAAAUGUGAUACAAAUAUCAACCACAAAAGGGAAACAUUUAUGUGCAAAUAUGUUUCUUAGACAUUUAAAAUUACAUAGAAAUAGCAUUAGAUUUGACUAACUCAAUAUUUGUAUUUAACACACUAUUUAUGACAAUGGAAGUUCAUUCAAAGUGCCUCCGUGCCGAUACUUAGAGUCACUCUGACUUUUUGUCCCACCACAUUAAAACAAGCUCAAAAACAGCCGCUCAUUAAAUGCCUUUAUCUUAAGUUAUUAGUUACAGUUAAACACUGAGGGAGGAAGAGAUAUAGCCUCAGGCGUCAAACUGUGUUCACGCAGAGUUCAUCUUCACUCUCAUCGGCCCUCUCCUCCUCCUCAACGCUUUAACUUCUCUCCUCCAACUCUCUUAUCUCCUCAUCUUAUCCUCAAGGCAAACACUGUUGAGCCUACUCAUCUGCUCAAAUUCUCACUGAGUGGCUCUGUGAGGAACGAAAAUAUAUAUUAAGACAUGAAAGUUUCCAAUCCUUUAUAACAUGCUCCCCCUCGCCCAUCAGUGCUGUGCACAACCUCCCACACAGACAAGGGAGGUAAAGAGGACAGCACUGAGUGAAAUCAGGCAUUUCUCCUUUAAGAAGGUCAAUGUAAAGAAGCAUGGCCAAAUGGGUAAAGAGAAAAUAUUAGCCGGGCAGAACUACUUGUCCUUAAAUAGUUUGAAAGUUAGGAUGAUGACAGUGUAAUCUCUUUUUAACUUUAACUAAUCUACGGAGACCUCAUUGUCCCUUCCAGCAGAGUCCUACCUGUUUACCGCAGUUUCAGGACUCAGCAGUGUUGGCUAAUGAGUUGUUGAACAAUAGGUCACUUCAGUUCAGAGCAUUAAAACUGACAACCUUCUGGCCGUAGCAUUUUAUUAACCUUUAAAAAGUUCAGAAAAAGAUAUUAAAGAGUGUACAACUUUCAUGACCACAAUCUUAUCAAAUCCUGUCUUACUUAUUCUUACUUCACCUAGAUGUGUGGCUUCCCAGUUAAGAAAGAUGUGUGUGCAGUUUGAUGCUACGAGGCUGAUUAUACUACAACAUUUGUCCGUUAUCACACUACAGUAUAUGUUUGUAGCCAGAACUACUUGACAUCUUGUGUACAGUAGUUAAACUACUUAAACAUAUGUAUUCAUAGAUUUGUUUGAAGGGAAAAUGAGAAUAUUUAGUCAAGGAAAUACAUUUAGAUUUAGACAUACUUUAUUGUCAUUUCAACAAGACACAGAGUGUACUAUUAAAACAAAAUUUCGUUCACCAAAUUUUCAUUUGGUGAUUUGUGGGGAAUAACAGUUAUUAUUUCCAUGUUAAUGACACUGCAGAGAAUACAGGUUAAGUAGUCAUUACAUUGGUCAUGCAAUAUCAAAGUAACAUAAUAUGUAUCCUAGUAGAAAAUAAACACUUGGACUGGGAUGGCAAUGUUUUGUUUGUUGUUGUGUUUUGUGGUUUUGAUGAAAUAAAACUA